Molecule: messenger RNA, 1488 nt
Organism: Maniola jurtina (meadow brown)
Lineage: Eukaryota; Metazoa; Arthropoda; Insecta; Lepidoptera; Nymphalidae
Gene: Mppe
Exons: 6
Coding region: 135-1181 (348 amino acids)
Biological process (GO): GPI anchor biosynthetic process
Cellular component (GO): endoplasmic reticulum
Molecular function (GO): hydrolase activity
Source: RefSeq, a predicted model, not a curated record
UUUCUGAAAUGUCAUUUUUUGUUGAUAAUUUUGUCAACAAAGUCAAAGGUCAAAAACAUGAUGAAUUUUCGGUGAUAGCGAUAGUACCUAUUUGAAUUGUUUUAUUAAAUUAGUCGGCUAGUAAAACAGGCCUAAUGUUUCUUCGGAAAAGUACAACGUUAAAAUACCUCAUAGCAGCGCCGCUGGUUGUGUUGUUCUACUGCGAAUGGUUCGUGUUCAUGAUACAGCCGCUGUUUUGGCAGGAUUUAGUCUGCCAGCGUGAAGAGUUGUGCACAAAGAUACUCUUUAUAGCAGAUCCUCAAAUACAAGGGGACCUGGCCGUACCACCGCCUCUAGGUUCACUUUUUAACUGGGAUAGUGACCGAUAUCUUCGGUCCACAUUCUCGGUAGUGCUAAAGCACUUUAAGCCGGAUGUAUUGGUGUAUCUGGGAGACCUGAUGGAUGAAGGGUCAGUGUCCAGCUCAGCACAGUUCCACAGCUAUGCGAAACGGCUCUUAACUAUAUUUGACGUCUAUUACCCGAUUGUGCAAGUUUGGCUCCCAGGCGACAACGACAUAGGUGGUGAAAACGAACCAAUCAACCAAGAGAAGGUAGCAGAAUUCAACGGAGUGUUCAACCAGCCCUCAGUGAUAAUGUUCAGGAACAUCACGUUUUAUAAAGUCAACUCUGUGAUGUACAAAGUGCCCCAAGGGUCCGACGAUGCGGAUGUCAACGUGAGGAUAGCUGUGUCGCACUACCCUGUUCUGUCUAAGGGUGUUUUUGGGAAACAGGUGAAUGAAGCCAUACAUCCAGACAUAUACUUCUGUGCUCACGAACAUGUCUCAAAAUACGUGAAACAGAAGAAAGACUUUUCUUCCAAACAAACUCAUUUGCUGCAAUCACGGGACCCAGUGUUGGACGUCUCGUUUGAUGGUGAUUGGUUGCAUGAGAUAUUUGUGCCAACCUGUUCCUAUAGAAUGGGGACAAGUAAAAUUGGCUAUGGGGCAGCUAUUGUAGAAAACCACCACAGCCUAAAGUACACAGUGUUCUGGUCACCGCAGCGGUUCCCCCACCUCGCCGCGUACCUGGCCCUGGCGCUGAUCAUCGCUGCGUACGCCGCCUGCUGCUGCCUGGUCAGGCUGCUGAGCCGGCAGCCCCGCCUCAUCACUGAGGACAUACUGCCUCUUUUACAUCGAAACUAAUUUACAGUACUAUAUACUGUACUAUACUGUAACUGUAUAAACUGACUGAAACAUCAAUGUACAGCUCAAACCGCUCUCUAUGAUGUAGAUCCCACUAAGCAUGCUUACAGACUAGUGGCACUGUGUGAAUGACAGAAAUAGAAUGAAUUUAUUUAUUUGAAAUGCAAUGAAUUAAUUUAUUUCAUGUCGUACAGAAUUUACUGAGAAGGGCCGGCAAGAAGCUCAGUAGAUUCUCUUUAAAAAAAAAGUUACAAUAUCUAAAUAUGCAAUACAUAAGCAAUGUAUCUAUUAUACACUGUGACUUAUG